This is a messenger RNA of Thermothielavioides terrestris NRRL 8126, 1963 nucleotides long. RefSeq lists its product as uncharacterized. Bases 198 to 1925 code for a protein of 575 amino acids. Gene Ontology annotation, biological process: carboxylic acid metabolic process; sphingolipid catabolic process. Gene Ontology annotation, molecular function: pyridoxal phosphate binding; sphinganine-1-phosphate aldolase activity. The transcript has 3 exons. The record is from RefSeq and is a predicted model, not a curated record. Gene Ontology annotation, cellular component: endoplasmic reticulum. NCBI's taxonomy places the organism in Eukaryota, Fungi, Ascomycota, Sordariomycetes, Sordariales, Chaetomiaceae.
UUCGCUUAGCCCAAGCAAGCUAGUUGAAGCUUCAAGAAGCUGAGAACGGGAGCUCCAAUUGACUGGGCCCCAGCAGGUCCCGCGGCUUCCGACUCUUCCAUGUCCGGGCAGUGUUAGGUCGUCGUUGAUUUUGACAUCGUCAAUCCCCGACGCCUCGGUCUGACACUCUGGGCCGCAGGCAACUGCUGCUUGCAAAGAUGCCGGGAACGUCGCGCAUGCCCAUCAGCCUGCGAGAGAGCUUCAACAAUGUCCGGAAGAGGUCGCGGGUGCGCGCGGCCAACCCGCUGGAGAUGCUCAGCCUGGAUCUAAUCCGCAAUAUCGUUUUCUUUCUCUUCCUCCUGCGAUGGUCGCGCCGCGCGCUGUGGAAGCUUAAGGGUCGCGGCCUGCUGGGCACGCUAGCCGAGGCCUACGCCGAGGUACGCCGCGUGCUGUACGGCUGGUUCCUGCGGAUGCCGGGGGUGCGCACCCAGGUGCGCAAGCAGGUCGACGAGGCCCUCGCCAAGAUGCAGUCCAAGAUAGUGCCUGCCAACGCGACGCGCUACCUGACCCUGCCCAAGGAGGGCUGGACCGAGGAGGCCGUGCGCAAGGAGCUCGAUGCGCUGGCGAACAUGGACCACACGCGCUGGGAGGACGGUUACGUCUCGGGUGCGGUGUACCACGGCGAGGACGACCUGCUGAGGUUGCAGACCGAGGCGUAUGGGAAGUUCACGGUCGCGAAUCCGAUCCACCCGGACGUGUUCCCCGGCGUGAGGAAGAUGGAGGCGGAGGUGGUCGCCAUGGUGCUAAGUCUGUUCAAUGCGCCGCCUGACGCCGCGGGUGUGAGCACCAGCGGCGGGACCGAGAGUAUCCUGAUGGCCUGUCUCAGUGCGAGACAGAAGGCCUAUGUUGAGCGGGGUGUUACCGAGCCGGAGAUGAUUCUUCCCGAGACGGCACACACGGCCUUCCGCAAGGCGGCCGAGUACUUCAAGAUCAAAAUCCAUCUCGUAGCGUGCCCGGCGCCGAGCUACCAGGUCGACCUCCGCCGCGUGGCCCGCCUGAUCAACAGCAACACGAUUCUCCUCGUCGGGUCCGCGCCCAACUUCCCGCACGGCAUCAUCGACGACAUCUCGGGUCUGUCCAAGCUGGCCCUUAAGAAGCGCCUCCCUCUCCACGUAGACUGCUGCCUGGGCUCCUUCCUCGUCCCCUUCCUCGAGAAAGCCGGCUUCGAGACGGUCCCCUUCGACUUCCGCCUGCCGGGCGUCACCUCCAUCUCGUGCGACACGCACAAGUACGGCUUCGCGCCCAAGGGCAACAGCACCGUCCUCUACCGCACCCAGGCCCUGCGCGCCUACCAGUACUUCGUCGACCCGUCCUGGUCCGGCGGCGUGUACGCCUCCCCCGGCAUCGCCGGCUCGCGCCCCGGCGCGCUGAUCGCCGCGUGCUGGACCUCGCUCGUCUCGGUCGGCGAGGCGGGCUACCUGGCCGCGUGCGCGCAGAUCGUCGGCACGACCAAGAAGCUGCUGCACCGCCUCGCCACGUCCCCCUCCCUCUCUGCCGAGCUCGAGGUCCUGGGCAACCCGCUGGUCAGCGUGCUCGCGUUCCGCGCCCGCUCGCUCAACGUCUACGACAUCGCCGACGGCAUGUCCGCCCGCGGCUGGCACCUCAACGCCCUGCAGAACCCGCCCGCCAUCCACGUCGCCAUGACCAUGCCGCUCGUCAAGGUCUGGGAGCGCCUCGCCGCCGACCUCGAGGCCGUCGUCGAGCAGGAGCGCGAGAAAGAGCGCGUCCGCAUGGUCGAUGGCAAGAAGAGCGCCGCGCGCGCCGGUGCCGGCGCCGACGCCGCCGGCGAUACCGCCGCGCUGUACGGCGUCGCGGGCAGCCUGCCCAAUAAGAGCGUCGUCGUGGACUUGGCGAAGGGGUUCUUGGAUUUGUUGUACAAGGCGUGAUGUGAUAUGAGAAGGGCGGGUUCUUGGUCUUGCGUGUU